UUUUCAUUUUUCAGUGUGUGCGUGUACAAGUUGAAGUUAGGUUUAUGAAUAUUGUCGUUUCUUGGAGGAAGCGAUAUUUUAAUAUUAUUGCUAAGAAAACAAUAUAACAAAUUUAUUGUAAUCAAGAAUUCUAUGUGCAUUAUAAAGUCAUAAUCUACUGGAUUUUGUUUGUGAGUGGGACACUUCGAAGUGACAAUCGCCGAAUCGAGACGUAAAGCUGACAUGUGGCAAUGAAAUAAACUGUUCUUGCUUUUCUAAAGCUUUAAAUUUAUAUUUAUAUACAAUGUUUAGAAGUAAAAUAAGAAUACAUACAUGCCGGAUAAUUCUUCUCACGUCAUUGGUUUGGUUGUUAGUAGAUGUAGCAAUAUUAACACUUUAUUCCGAUUGUUUUGGUGACGGAUGUAACAAGAAAACAACAAAUCAGAAUACUAUAAUAGAAUUAGAGAAACUUGGAGGUAAAAAAGCAGCAAUAGCAGCAGGAUUACAAAGUGACAAUGCUGCAGAUGAUGAGAAUGUUGAAGAAAAUAUUAUUGUGGAACCGGAUGUUGGUGAAGAAGGAUUGAAUUUAGCACCCUAUCCAAAAUCAAAGCUAAAAAGAUGGGCUCCAGUUCCAUCUAUCAAACCACAGGGAGAAUUGCCUGGAGAAAUGGGUAAAGCCGUAAACAUUCCAAUAGAGCAGGAGAAAAUUAUGUUAGACAAGUUCCAAGAAAAUCAGUUUAAUUUGAUGGCUAGUGACAUGAUCUCAUUCAACAGGUCCCUAACUGAUGUGAGAUUUGAGAAGUGUAAAGAUAAGCCAUACCCGAAGUUACUGCCUACAACAAGUGUGGUGAUAGUAUUUCAUAAUGAAGCUUGGUCAACACUGAUAAGAACAAUAUGGAGCACAAUCAAUAGAUCUCCUCGACCCUUGCUAAAAGAGAUUAUAAUUGUUGAUGAUGCCAGUGAGAAAGAACACCUAGGCAAGAAGCUUGAAGAAUACAUAAAGACUCUACCGGUUUCCACACGACUGUUCCGUACUGAAAAUCGGUCUGGGCUGAUUAGGGCACGACUUCUUGGUGCCAAGCAUGUGAAGGGAGAUGUCAUCACCUUUUUGGAUGCUCAUUGUGAAUGUACUGAGGGCUGGUUGGAGCCGCUGCUGGCGAGGAUCGUGGAGGACCGCACCACGGUGGUGUGUCCCAUCAUCGACGUGAUAUCCGACACCACCUUCGAGUACAUCCAGGCCUCCGACAUGACCUGGGGCGGGUUCAACUGGAAGCUCAACUUUAGAUGGUACCGGGUUCCCGAACGUGAGAUGGCACGACGCGGUGGCGAUCGUACUGCACCGCUCAGAACGCCGACGAUGGCGGGUGGACUGUUCGCAAUCGACCGGGAAUACUUUUACAAGAUCGGCUCCUACGAUGAGGGCAUGGACAUAUGGGGAGGGGAGAACCUCGAAAUGAGCUUCCGGGUGUGGCAGUGCGGCGGCCGCCUAGAGAUAGUCCCGUGCUCGCACGUGGGCCACGUGUUCAGAGACAAGUCGCCGUACUCGUUCCCGGGCGGCGUGCAAAACGUGGUCCUCCACAACGCGGCCCGCGUCGCCGAAGUGUGGAUGGACGAGUGGGGAGAGUUCUAUUACGCCAUGAAUCCAGGUGCACUCAACGUCCCGGUCGGCGACGUGAGCGAGAGGAAAGCUCUACGUGAGCGUCUCAAGUGCAAAAGUUUCAGAUGGUACUUGGAGAAUAUCUAUCCCGAAAGUCAGAUGCCACUCGACUAUUAUUACUUGGGAGAAAUAAGAAAUGCAGAGACAUCGAACUGUCUGGACACUUUGGGAGGCAAAGCUGGACAAGCUCUGGGGAUGGGUUAUUGUCACGGGAUGGGAGGAAAUCAGGUGUUCGCGUACACCAAACGCAAGCAGGUGAUGUCAGAUGAUAACUGCCUGGACGCCGCUAACCCGCGCGGACCCAUCAAGCUGAUCCGCUGUCACGGGAUGCGCGGCAACCAGGAGUGGACCUACGACUCCAAGGGUCGCACCAUCCGGCACACGAACACGGGCAUGUGCCUGGACAAGCCCGAGGCCAGUGACGUGUGGAAGCCCGUGUUACGAGCGUGUAACAAGUCGCGCGGCCAACAGUGGCUCAUGCAGAUGGACUUCAAGUGGCAGGCCCGCCGAGCCAGCUAGCGAGAGAUCAAGACAACGAUAGACCACACGAGUCUUCCCUAUCGUUAACUUACAAUUAGAUUCGAUCGUUUAUUCCUAUAUAUCUAUAGUUUUAUAUCGUAAACGCGCGUCACGUCGCGUGUCACGUGACAUUGCCCUGUGAAUUGUUGACAAUACAUUAUUGAUACUGUUCGGUGUUCCCUUGAAGUUGCUCAACUUGUAUCACUGUAACUUAAGUUAGUGAGUGGCUCUUAUAUUACACGUUAAGUAGGGAUUCAUUUACAAUGUUAUAGAUUUUGUAUUAUUGUAUACUGAGAGAUUUGCAUUUACUGAUAAUUGAAUAAUAAUAUUACGUAAAUAAUCUUUAGGGUGUACAUUCAAAAUUGAUAUGGGCGUGGCUUAACUGUGUAGGAUUCCCUUCUCCUUAAUACCAGGUAAAUGAGUGACAAGUGUGCAAAACCGUCCAUAAUAAUUUACUUAAGCGGCAUACACACUUUUUGAAUUUGUGAUAAAUAAAUCGAGUGAAUUUUUUUUUUCAAAUACUGCGUUACUUUCUCGUGAAGUGGUAAAAAGCGUCGGGCAAAGUGUGCUUCAACUAGCAUAGUUCUGUGGUUGCAGAAGAAAAUUCAAAGUUUAUUGUAAACUUUUUUAGCCAUUAUUGUAAUGCAGUGUACAGUACCUACGUAAUAAGGGUCAAUGACACUUAUACAACGUUUCUAAUGCUGUCAGCUGUUGUGGCGAAAUACAUUUCUGCUUUUUAUUUAAUUAAAAAAUUAAGAAUAAUCUGCAUUAACUUUGGAAAUUUUCAGUGCCACAAUAUAUUCAGAAUCAUGGUCCAAUUGCAACCCUGCACUUUUAGGAUGUAGAUGUUUUAUACCUGUAUAUUUAGGGUUCAUAUGUUUGUACGUCGUUUUGUUAUGGUUUCCUACUGUAUUGUCAUUUGUCACUGUUUCAACGCAGUCUCAUCGUUCACGCACUAAUUCCCAUAACAAAACAAAACAUUUUACAUUUACUAUAACUUACUAGUUGUUUUGAGAUAGGUAUUUUGUAUAAUUUAAAUUGAACAUGCAAAUCUCUCAAGUGUCCUAGUGAUUGAUGUAAGCGGUGAUAGAUUUACGCGCGAAUUCAUGAUUCACGUGUCGACUGAAGUCACAAAUUAUGUCUAGAUUCUAUUGGAUAGGAAAACAACGGAUGAAAUUAACAUGUAAUUGUUUGUUUUUUUUAAUUGUAUGUAUCGAGAUUAUAAUAGCAUUGGUUUCGAAUGAUGAGUUCAUCGGAUACUAACUGACAAUAGAUUAUAUUUAAACAUAUUAUUUUCUAUAGGAUUGUUUUCAAUGAGAAAUUUACACUAUUUGUUGAAAGUUUUGAACACACACACUGUUACAUUAAGAAAUAACGACCCAGUUUUUAAUAUUUGUCUCUAUUUUAUAAGAGGACUUGUAUAUUAGUUAUUUCUAGAAUAGUCCGCCAUUCAGAUAUUAUUCUUCGCAUACACAGAGCCUUCCUUUAUUCUAGUUAUCUAAGCAUUUAAUAUUUCGUUUAAAUUUCCAGCGAAAAGGAAUUAUUGUUUUAUGCCUAGAUGUUGUAUAAAUAUUUUUGUCGAAUUAUUUUUAAUCAGAUGAGAGUUUGAUUUUAUUUGAAUAUGCCUUUAUGUUGUAAUUUUAUUUGCAUUCAUAAAACUAUAUUUUCCUACGUUUCUUAGAUUUAACUUACGUAUAUUUCUAAUGCGCUGGUACACCUACAGACUGAACACUUCUGCAAAUUUAAUUCCGAACUUCCGAAAAUUGAUGUCUUUCGCCAUUUUGAUAUUAAUUAAUUAGUCUCUGCUAAUGUUCUUUGCAGGUUUAUUCAAACACUUCUGACUGUUGCCUUAAUCUUUACGACGUCUCAAAUAUCUCUAACUGUGAAACUGUUGAAUUUAUAUAACUACCUAUUAGGCACAAUGACGUUCUAUACACUUAUAAGAAGGAAAUAUCAUUAACAGUCUGAUAGCGAAACGGCAAAAGUGUGCUUGAAGACAAUGUAAGUACACUUUUAUCCUUAGUCGUGUGUCAACUGUGACUGUCCGAAUCGGGUUCAAAAUCACACGUAACCUGAACUGAAUACAUGUUUUACAUUUCUGUUAAUUGACCAAACAUAGUUUGAACAACUGGAGUGAGUGCGGUUAUGUAUAGAUAUACGUGAUUUGUCUGUAUGUAUAGAACGUCAUUGAUUAGGAAUAAUGAAAUAAUAUUAGUGCAUAUCGAACGUAGAUUAGAAAGGCUAAUCGGAAUUGCCUGUUUUAUUAAGAUAUAUUUUAUUUUGUAUAAAGACGCUAACGGUCUUAUGUGUGGCGACGCCAUAACUCGCCGUCAGGUGAGAAGAAACACCAUAACACAUAUCGGCACAGCCGUGUGAGGAAAUGAGAUUAUUGUAGUGAUCUUGAAGGAGCUUUUAUGAAUGUUAUAGCUGACGAUGAUAACGAAUUUUAUUUACGUUGGAUAAUAUUGUGUUAGUUAUUUUAUUUAUUUUUUUAAUAUUUGGCAUAAUUACACUGUAAAAGUUAAAUAGCUCACGAGUUAUGGAAAUUACAUCACAGUUUAUUAAGUAGAUAUUAUAUAGUUUUGUUAAGAGCUUAUUCGGAAAUUUUUAUUAACAAAUGCAAUGUAAAGUUACUCCAAGCAAAGAAUAUAUACUUUUCCAAGUUUAAAAUGACUUCUCCCUGUCAUGUAAUUCUGUAGUGACAAUAGUAAGAUAAAUACAACAAGUUUUAAAUUUGGAAUAACUUUACAUCGCGUUUCUUAAUAACACAGAUAGUGUUCUAUAAACAGUUGCAAUGUAGUUGUUGUAAAUAAUUUGUUAGGUCGGAAUACGUCCAUUGAUCGUAGCAACAGUAAAGCAUUUAUUUAUACAGCAGAAUCUCGAAGGUAUUUCAUUAUUAUUUAUGUAUACAUAAUUUUAACGUGCCAAAUUGUAAUUUUUUGGAUAAUUCUGUAAUGUUUCACCAUUCCAAGUCAGAAUCAAUAAAUAACAAUAUUUUGACUGAA
Leptidea sinapis is the source of this 5160-nucleotide messenger RNA. It is a transcript of the gene Pgant5, whose product is annotated as polypeptide N-acetylgalactosaminyltransferase 5. Gene Ontology annotation, cellular component: Golgi apparatus. Lineage: Eukaryota; Metazoa; Arthropoda; Insecta; Lepidoptera; Pieridae. The record is from RefSeq and is a predicted model, not a curated record. The transcript is spliced from 14 exons. The coding region runs from base 284 to 2155 and encodes 623 amino acids.